Bipolaris zeicola 26-R-13 is the source of this 1344-nucleotide messenger RNA. RefSeq lists its product as uncharacterized. The record is from RefSeq and is a predicted model, not a curated record. The coding region runs from base 1 to 1344 and encodes 447 amino acids. NCBI's taxonomy places the organism in Eukaryota, Fungi, Ascomycota, Dothideomycetes, Pleosporales, Pleosporaceae. The transcript is spliced from 4 exons.
AUGAAGGCUUUUCUCCGAUAUUACCUUCUGCUGUGCCUUGCUGCCAUCUCAAUGGUAACCACGGCACAGCGGACUGCCACAUCAGAUCUCCCCAAGUGUGCUCUUCUCUGUCUCGGGAGCGCAUUCGAGACCAACACUUGCUCUCCCUUUGACCAGAAAUGCAUUUGCACAAACAAGGGUUUCCAGCAAAACGUAACUCUGUGCGUAAGCACGACCUGCACCGUUCCUGAGGCUCUGGUUACACGAAACAUCAGCCUUACCAACUGCGGGGCUCCAGUACGCAAUCGCGGCGACAAAUAUGUCGUCUUGUCAAACACGAUGCUUUGUAUAGCGUCCGCCUUCGUUAUCAUGCGAUUCGCCUUCAAGGUCACCAUGUCGAGACUGGAUAUUGGCUGGGACGACUGGUGCGUCCUUGCGACGCUGAUAGCCGCCCUACCCAGCGCCUUCAUCACGGUAUAUGGCACUGUCAAGAACGGACUUGGUCAGGAUCUCUGGACCUUGACUCCCACGCAAAUCACAAACAUGCUGCGGUACUUUUAUAUCAUGGCAUGGCUAUACUUCACCCAGCUCACGCUACUGAAGCUCACUCUGUUGUUCUUCUACAUCCGCGUGUUUCCAAGCAAAGAUGUCCAGCGCCUGCUAUGGGGCACAGUUAUUUUCGUCGUACUCUGGGGCGUCGCUUUCAUCAUUGUAGCGAUCUUCCAAUGCCAACCCAUCUACUACUUCUGGACGAAAUGGGACGGCAUGCACCAUGGUAAAUGCCUCAAGAUCAACGCAAUUACCGCAUCAAACGCCGCCAUCUCGAUUGCCUUGGACUUCUGGAUCCUAGGCGUACCUCUCUGGCAGCUUUGGGGCCUGAAGCUGCAUUGGAAGAAGAAGGUUGGUGUGGCACUAAUGUUUUGCGUUGGCACCUUCGUUACAGUCGUUAGCAUUCUGCGCCUGCAGGCCUUGGUGCACUUCGCCGCGUCAUCAAACGUUAGCUGGGAGUUCUACGACGUCUCAGUGUGGAGCACGGUUGAGAUAUGCGUGGGAAUCAUGUGCGCAUGCCUUCCGACACUUCGCCUCCUCCUAGUCAAACUCUUCCCGAUCCUCGGUGGCUCCUCGGCACGCAGCCGUCAAUACUAUAACUACGGGAGCGGCAAUGAGCUGCGGAGCGUCGGUCAACAGAAAAGCAAAUCAUACAACGUCAACACUGCUGUAUCAAGCCCACGGACUGCAUCCUUUGAUGACAAAGUUGAGGAAGGCAUCAGGGUCCAGACGUCGUAUAAUGUCAAGCAUAGCAGUAGCCGAGACGAUACAGACGAAGCGAGCCUGGUAAGCCACGAAGCGCCACAGAGGCUGUAA